Benincasa hispida (wax gourd) is the source of this 1236-nucleotide messenger RNA. RefSeq names its product methylthioadenosine nucleosidase 1 (gene MTN1). Gene Ontology annotation, molecular function: methylthioadenosine nucleosidase activity. NCBI's taxonomy places the organism in Eukaryota, Viridiplantae, Streptophyta, Magnoliopsida, Cucurbitales, Cucurbitaceae. The record is from RefSeq and is a predicted model, not a curated record. Gene Ontology annotation, biological process: nucleoside metabolic process.
AAUAACCAAAUCCCUAGCAAAAAGGGGAAUUAAAAAAACAAAAAGAGAGAAGAAAAAAGAAGUACUUUCUUUUGAAACAGCCGCCGUUGAGGCUGUUUUAUAGUGACUCUUUGCCAUGUUCUAUACCAUUUUCACAAAUUUUCUAACCAUCAGUCGCUUCCAAGUCCCUUGAUUUUCCUUUAAAUUGCUCAAAAAUCUCACCCAUUGAUAGCAAAGAUCACCAUGGUUCUUCCCAAGGAGAUUCCGAGCUCUGCAGAGGAAUACUUGGAUUCUCAGAUUCAUAGCAAGCUCCCAAUUUCAUCUAUUCUCAUCAUAAUCGCUAUGCAGACCGAAGCGCUUCCUUUGGUUGAGAAGUUUCAGCUUUCCGAAGAUCAAAAAUCUGUGUUUCCAAAGGAGGUUCCGUGGGUUCGUUAUCAUGGGAUUUAUAGAAAUCUUCAAAUCAAUUUAAUUUGGCCUGGAAAGGAUUCAGCCUUGGGUGUUGAUAGUGUGGGCACAAUUUCCGCAUCGCUUGUAACCUAUGCUUCUAUCCAAGCAUUGCACCCAGACCUGAUCAUAAAUGCAGGCACUGCUGGUGCUUUUAAGGCGAAAGGAGCUAGCAUUGGUGAUGUGUUUCUGGUAUCCGAAUGUGCCUUCCAUGACAGACGUAUACCUAUUCCGGUUUUCGAUUUAUAUGGAGUCGGAUUGAAGCAAGCACUGAAAACACCCAAUCUCCAUAAGGAACUCGACUUCAAGGUCGGAAAAUUGUCAACUGGUGACUCGCUGGACAUGUCUAUGCAGGAUGAAGCAUCGAUUUUAGCAAACGAUGCCACAGUUAAAGAUAUGGAGGGAGCAGCAGUAGCCUAUGUGGCAGAUAUGUUCAAAGUUCCAGCAAUAUUUGUAAAAGCUGUUACCGAUAUCGUGGAUGGCGAAAAACCAACUGCAGAAGAAUUCUUGCAGAAUUUAGCUACAGUUUCUGCUGCACUGGAUCAAGCAGUUACACAAGUUAUAGAUUUCAUCAGUGGAAAGUGCAUUCAUGAACUUUGAUAUUGAUUGGGAACAUUGUGAUGUACCGGAGUCAAAUAAUACCUAAGCUAGCAUAUAUACUUUUGGAAAUCAUAUCAUGUACUCUGUUUUAUUGCAUGUUAAAUGAUGUUUCGGCCAGCCCGAGCAAACAAAUCGAUGUAGCAAGCGAGAUUUGCUUCUCUUUAUAAAAGCUCUCUUGCACAGCAUAUUUUGCAAUGUGACUGUGAUAAAAAG